UCUCUCCCUCCCUCUCUCUCACACACACACUGGCCAGGAAGUUCAUUCAAUCUUCAGUCCAAAAGGACUAUCCCUGCGAUUUUUAUAGUUCGCGGCACCAUCGGAGUUUCAUGCCUGAGUGGCAGCUGAACUGGCCAAUAGGGCCGCAGGACUGCACAGUCUCUUGGGUUCGUCGUUGCAGCCGUGUGGUGGUGUCACAGUUGUGAGAAUGGAGUCGGUGGAGUCGGCUGAUCUCCUCGACCUGAACCACACCGAAACAGGCUCCGGGGAUUAUUUCCAGGACAAUUCUUGGAGAUACGCCUUUCUGGUGUUGGCUAUCAUUCCAUUGAUCUCACUGUGCGUCUGCCUCAGGUUUUUGUGUCGGAAGCGGGACCAUACUCCGCUCAUCUCCACACUGCGAUCCAUUCUCCCUGACCGACGUACACGGUCAAACGGGACAUUCCGGCGGAACCUGCUCUGCCAAGUGGAGUGUUACGGCAAAGGAAACGUCCACCUGUAUAUUGAGAGAAAACUAAACUUUUCUGUUCUCGAAAAACAAGAUGCUCCACUUGUUCUCUUUGUCUACAAAGUGUCCCGUGAACUUGAGGAUCUCCGCAACGCUCUGCAGUGGAUUGAAGGUGAUCGAGGGAGGAAAAAAGAAGAAAUCUGUGCUGUGAUCCUGCUGGAAAAGUUUUUGAACAAAUGGAAUAAACCUGUGGAAGUUGAUCAUCAGGGAAUAUUUGAUGACAAAACUGUGGUUGUGCGAAUUCUCUGGGAUGCACCAAAUAGGAUUCAGGAGAGUCGCAGUAAUAAGGAGGCAAUGGACAAAGUGAAACGGAUCAUCAUUGAAUGGAACCCUGCUGGAGGAGACUGUGGAUUUCCUGAUCCACCCACCAUCUGGGAAACCUGAUGUCUCGACCCUGCCUGAAAUGCUUUUUCCCAACUUCUGACAUGAUCUGCUCCAGAUGUUUUCAAUUAGAACUGCCCCAGUCUUGAAGGGGUUCCAUAAAUAACUUCAGACUUCAGAUAUUCCCUGAGUGAGAGUGAAUGUUGUGUGUGUGUGUGCUUGUGUGUAGGACGAUGUUUAUACUGAUCAAAGGUCUCUAACAUAUGCUUGGCUCUGGUCCUCUGUAUGCCUCACUAAUGAAUUAUUAUUAAACACUGCUGAACCUCACAGUGUGUCCUACCUCAUUG
Messenger RNA from Hypanus sabinus (Atlantic stingray), 1173 nucleotides. RefSeq lists its product as uncharacterized. The coding region runs from base 209 to 889 and encodes 226 amino acids. The record is from RefSeq and is a predicted model, not a curated record. The transcript has 4 exons. NCBI's taxonomy places the organism in Eukaryota, Metazoa, Chordata, Chondrichthyes, Myliobatiformes, Dasyatidae.